Molecule: messenger RNA, 345 nt
Organism: Aphidius gifuensis
Lineage: Eukaryota; Metazoa; Arthropoda; Insecta; Hymenoptera; Braconidae
Product: 40S ribosomal protein S29
Exons: 3
Coding region: 93-263 (56 amino acids)
Biological process (GO): translation
Cellular component (GO): ribosome; cytosolic small ribosomal subunit
Molecular function (GO): structural constituent of ribosome; zinc ion binding
Source: RefSeq, a predicted model, not a curated record
GGCCAACUUUCUUUUCUGUCACGACUCCCAAAGUCUCAAUACACGUUUAUUUUUUCGUUAAAAAAAAAAUUAAAAAACAAUAAUUAAUUAAAAUGGGCUUUGAAAAUAUUUGGUACAGCCACCCACGUAAAUACGGCCAAGGAUCAAGAUCAUGCCGUUCAUGUGCCAAUAAACAUGGUAUCAUCCGUAAAUAUGGCUUGAACAUCUGUCGUCAAUGCUUCAGAGAAUACGCCACUGAUAUUGGCUUCAAGAAGCUGGACUAAUUGAUUAUUCAAUAUUAUUUAAUCCAAAUUGUACAACAUUAUGUUUUGAUUAAUUAAACAAAAAAAUUAUAAAAAAAUAUCA